Messenger RNA from Mesocricetus auratus (golden hamster), 2869 nucleotides. RefSeq names its product zinc finger and BTB domain containing 32 (gene Zbtb32). Gene Ontology annotation, cellular component: nucleus. Gene Ontology annotation, biological process: regulation of transcription by RNA polymerase II. The record is from RefSeq and is a predicted model, not a curated record. Gene Ontology annotation, molecular function: DNA-binding transcription factor activity, RNA polymerase II-specific; protein binding; RNA polymerase II cis-regulatory region sequence-specific DNA binding. The coding region runs from base 1229 to 2611 and encodes 460 amino acids. The transcript is spliced from 5 exons. NCBI's taxonomy places the organism in Eukaryota, Metazoa, Chordata, Mammalia, Rodentia, Cricetidae.
UCAGCACAGCAGUCUAUGAACAUCUGGCUAGUUUCUCUUCUAGUUAUUUAUCGUACCUUAAUGGCAUACCAGACACAGACCACAAAUAUCCCAAGGUAUCUUCUCAGUGAAUGAAAAGAUCAGCUUAAGGAUCAGAUUGAUAGAAGGGGAAAAAAGGAAAAGAAAAAGAAGCGAGUCUUAAAAGGGGUCAUCCCUUCCUCAAAUUAAAGAAUGUCAACAAUAGAGAUGGUGGCACCGGCUGAGGCAGGACAGACAUUUCAAGGACAUCUUGAGCCACACAGGAAGAGGAGAGGGCGGGGUAGAAGUGUGAUAAGAGGCGGAAAUCUCCAGGGAUCUUGACCCCUUGAGCAGAAAGUGAAAGAAGCCCCUGGUUUUGAUUUCAGAGAAAUGUCAUUUGUCAUCAGCCCAGGAAAAGGAGAUUUUUCUCUUCGAAGACCACCACAGGUUUCCUGGGGUUGCCCCCCUCAGAGUCUGCUGGGAGGAUCUGAGUCACACACACACACACCCAGCCCUUGCUGUGGUCCAGAGGACAAGGGUCAACCUCACAGAAUAAGAGGGAGAGAGGGACGAGGCGUGGCCUCCAGCUCCCCUGUGAUUCAAAUUCCGCUUCUGUCCUUAUAUUUCUGAGGUAUCAGAAAUGAUGUCCAGCUACUCCACACAAACGUCUGUCACCCCCAAGACAGAACUAAUGGCGGCUGAAUGUUGUGCUCUGCUGGCAGACCGCCUCCUUGUGCGUGGCAAUUGUCUUCGCCCCUCCUCCAAAGGGCAUCAUUGACAUUUGAUGCAUGAGAAGGCAGAGGCUCAGACAGAUGACUUGCCCAAGCUGACUCAACUAGUGAUGGCACUGGUGAGGCUCAGCCUCUGACUGUCCCACAGGUGCAUGGCUUUGACUAUAAGGAAUUUACAAAUCAGAUAGAGUUGGGGUGGGCGAGGAGGCAGUCUGGGUUGUUCCAAGUAGACGGGUAGUCUCUUGUCUGAAGGUAUAAUGAAGCCACACCCCUUUGGGGGACUGUGGCACACUGAUACUUGGGAUGACUGAGGACAGGGGUGGAGCUAGUGGGGGGGGAGCAGGAGCCCCAAGAGCAGUAGCGAGCAUACAAGCAUGUGGUGCUGGGAGGCAGCUACAGAGGCCUGAGAAUAUGCGGUUUCUCCCUCCCCUUUCUGCCAUGGACCCCCCAUUGUGGCUUUUCUUUCCCAGCCUCUGAAACCGGUAGAUUAGUCGAGAGCAAUGCCCCAGACCCCCACAAGACUAAUCAGCCCUUAUGGCUCUGAUAGGCUGGUGCAGUUAGCUGCUAGGCUUCGGCCAGCACUGUGUGACACCCUGAUCACUGUAGGGGGCCUGGAGUUCCCUGCUCACAGCCUGGUGCUGGCGGGUGCGAGCCCAAGGCUGGCUUGCAGGGGCAGGUGGGCCCUGGUUGAAGACAUCAGGCCUUCAACCUUUGCCCAGCUUCUGACCUUUGUGUAUGGAGAGAGUAUAGAGCUUCAGCCUGGGGAGCUGGGGAGGCUUGAAGAGGCAGCCAGAGCCUUGGGGGUGCAGGCCCUGGAAGAGGCCUGCAAACGAGCUCAAAAGGACAAGAAUGAAGACGAUGAUGACGGAGGACUGAAGAGACACCAGGUGUCAGAAGAACUCAUGAGGAGUUCUGAGAGAAGACUGGGGGAUCCUGGAGAGAAACAGAAGCCAGAGAAGGGUCUUAGGAGUAAUGGGAGAGAGCAGGAGAUGUUAGAGGAGCCCAGAGCACCCGGAGAGAGCCCUGAGAGAGCAGGGGUGACUAGGAAGAUGAGAUCAGAGGAGGCCCUCAGGCCAGCCCCCGUGGGCCACAGGGCAGCAGAAAGGAAACAAGGAGAAGCCAUACAAGGUAUAAAGAGCCACGAGGGCUCUGAGGAGUGUCUUCGUGGGUGCCCUGGUCCCCUCUCCCCACCAGGUUCCCCCCUAACCAGCCUCAUUCCCAGGCCCGGGUGGGCUGAGGCCCCUUGGUUGGGAGAGGGCCAACCUGGCCUAUUGAGCAUCUUCCUGUGGCCACCCAGAUGGGGCACUCCCUUCUCCCUUAGCCACCCCGUCACUGCAGCCUGGCAGGUCUGGCCUCGAGACCAGAGGAUCCCACUGACCUUGAGCCACUUCAAAGGUCUCGGGAGUCAGAACCAGCUGGCCUCCUCCAGCCCCACUCCAGGCUCACUGGCGACCUGUGUGGGUCAAGACGGCACACUGAGCUGCCAAUCUCACGAACACUCUCCUUUACCCCUUCCUGCUCGCUCUCGGCCCUAUUCUUGCUCUGUCUGUGGAAAGAGGUUUUCACUCAAGCAUCAGAUGGAGACGCAUUACCGAGUCCACACAGGAGAGAAGCCCUUCUCCUGUAGCCUCUGUCCUCAGCGUUCCCGGGACUUCUCUGCCAUGACCAAGCACCUGAGGACACACGGGGCUGCUCCCUACCGCUGCCCGCUGUGCAGGGCUGGCUGCUCCAGCCUGGCUUCCAUGCAGGCUCACAUGCGUGGCCAUUCGCCCAGCCAGCUGCCGCCGGGAUGGACCAUCCGCUCCACAUUCCUCUACUCUUCCUCGAGGCCAACGCGGGCCUCCAUCUCUCCCGGGAGCCCUACCUCCUCCUCUGCCACCUGACCGGGUGUUGGUAGCUUCUCUGGCUUUGACAAGCGUCCAACCAAAGAAUGAAAGGCAUGCGGGCUCAGCGCGCCCUGUAUUUAGGGCUGCCGAAGUGCUGCGGGACGGAACCACGAACCCUCUCGUGAUGAGCGAGGAUCGCAGAAGUCUAGGCUGGCGAGUCCGAGUUAAAGACAUUUUAAGUUGGCUGGAGUGAAGAUUAACCGGGCACUAUCAAUUUCAUCACCAUAAUAAAGAGUUUGCUGUGUUCUCCAGUCA